Molecule: messenger RNA, 3193 nt
Organism: Leptonychotes weddellii (Weddell seal)
Lineage: Eukaryota; Metazoa; Chordata; Mammalia; Carnivora; Phocidae
Gene: WRAP53
Product: WD repeat containing antisense to TP53
Biological process (GO): Cajal body organization
Cellular component (GO): Cajal body
Molecular function (GO): RNA binding; protein binding
Source: RefSeq, a predicted model, not a curated record
GGAAGGACCCCUUAGGCCUGCUGCAGGUCCCACUCUCCUGUUCAGCUCCGAGUCCGGCUGGUCCUAACAUCCCCAUCACCUACACCCAGGCCUCCCAACUUUGCAUUCCUAGGUUGGUGCCGCCAGCCAAACGUCCGUUCCCGCAAAUCGCUAAGUCCCCAGUGCCCCACCCCCAGACCCCCUCAAUUCUCCCAAGCUGAAAAUAAACGGAGCCGAGAGCCGGUGACUCAGAGAGGACUCAUCUGGCUCAGUCAGGAGCUUACCCGAACCUCAGGGGAGCGUGUCACCGUCCUGGGAAGCACGCUCCGAGGCCGGACGCCAGGUGACCCCGGAGCCCAGCGGCCACCUGCGCCCAGGAUCGUGGCUCUGGACUUUUGAGAGGCUCAAAACUUUUAGCGCCAGUCGGAGCACAUGGGAGGGGAAAAUCCCAAUCCCAGCAACCCCCGCGAGGCUCCUGGCACAAAGCUGGACAGUCGCCAUGACAAGUAAGGGCAAGCAGUUCGCCGGGGCGGAGGAGGUGGGGAUGGAGUCCGCGGGGAGGACAGGGAGGCAGUCGGGACUCUCGCCGUGUUGGUGCUGUUGCUCCUUGACGUUGGGGUGGGGGAAGUUCGACAAGCCAGAGCUGCGAGGGCAGAGUUGGUGGAAACCAUUUUAGAAGACUCCUGCCAUGUGUCAAAACAUGAAGGUGGAAGGAACAGGGUCCUUUGCACUUGUCAUUCCUCUCCCAGAUAGCUGGAGAGUUUCUUCUGAGCAGCUAAAACGUCAGCUUUUAGGAAGGACUCCCUUAACAUCCGAAUGCAACGAAUGCCUUCAGAUACUCUGUAUCACACCGUCUUGUUUAAUUUCCUUCACAGCCCUGACCGUUUUCUGCAAAGAUCUGUUCCUUGCCUUAAAUACACAGCAGCGUAAGCCUUGGGGGCAGAGACCUUGUCUACUGUCUUAUUCAUUGUUGUAUUUCUCAGUGCCUAGUACAGUACCGGGUAGAAAGGAAGAGCACGGUAAUAAACACACUGAAUGAAUGAAAAGAGACGGAAGUCAGGAAUUUGACGGAAUGAGAAGCAAAAGACGGUCAAAACCUGUAAAAUCAAAUAUAGCGGUGGCGCCCUCUGCAGGUGGCGGGGGGAGUAGGUGCUUUAAGAGUGCCCGAGGGAGACGGCAGGGGGAGCGCAGGCACUUCUCGCCGAGGCAGAAACUCUCGGACUACAAUACCCAGCAGCCACCAGGAGCCCCACGGCUUGAUGGGAACGGUAAGCCUGCGUGACCCGCCCCUCCCGUGGGUCGCCCGCGAAAUCUGAUCCGGGAUGCGGAGGUCCAAUGGAAAGGCGGGGCCAAAUCCCGCGAGAGCGAGCGGCUCUUAGCGACCGACCCGGCGGAGAGACGCGGUGCUUGCAGCCUCGGCUUGUCCACCUGUCCGGCUCGCCUCCCGGCUCGCCUCCCGGGGGUCUUCCGCCCCCUCCCGGAAGAAGGAGGAAGGCCCCGGCGCGUUCUCCAGGUCUGCGUCCGGGAGCCGAGCGGACUUUGGGGUCGUGUCGGCCACGCGGGACGAGGGUUGCGGCCGAGGCCGGUGUCCCUGCUUCCUCGGCAGCAUGAGCGCACCAGGGGCGCCCGGGUUAGCCCCGGACUGCCUUGCUGCGGACCAGGCCCCCGCUCAGGCAUCCCCGACGGAAGAAAAUACGGAUGCCGAAGUGUUGCCGCCACCACCACCGGCUGGGGACGACCCUCCGCGCUCGUCCCCGGAUCGCACGGCUGGUUCCCAGGAGCCGGGGGAGGGCGGCUCAGCUUCUGCCUGCACCGCCCCGGAGGCGGGCUUCGCUGCUCCUAGCGAGUUGAGCCCUCGAAGCGAGGAGCCAGCACUUUGUGAAAACGUGAGCCUCCCUGCAGAAGAAGCGAACGGGCCAGAGUCGCGGCCCGGAGAAGCCGUGGAAGGUGUGUCUGAGGACCCCGCCCUGGAGGACGAGGGAUACGCCACUUGGAACUACAGCUUCUCCCAGCUACCUCAGUUUCUCAGUGGUUCCUGGUCGGAGUUCAGCAGCCACCCCGAGAACUUCUUGAAAGGCUGUAAGUGGGCCCCUGAUGGUUCCUGCAUCUUGACUAAUAGUGCCGAUAAUAUCCUACGGAUUUAUAACCUACCCCCGGAGCUGUACAAUGACGGGGAGCAGCUGGAAUAUGCAGAGAUGGCCCCUGUCCUUCGCAUGGUGGAAGGCGACACCAUCUAUGAUUAUUGUUGGUAUUCUCUGAUGUCUUCAACCGAGCCAGACACCUCCUACGUGGCCAGCAGCAGCCGGGAGAACCCCAUUCACAUCUGGGAUGCAUUCACCGGAGAGCUCCGGGCUUCCUUUCGGGCCUACAACCACCUGGACGAGCUGACGGCAGCCCACUCGCUCUGUUUCUCCCCGGAUGGCUCCCAGCUCUUCUGUGGCUUCAACAGGACCGUGCGCGUCUUUUCCACGGCCCGACCUGGCCGUGACUGUGAGGUCCGAGCCACAUUUGCCAAAAAGCAGGGCCAGAGUGGUAUCAUAUCUUGCAUAGCCUUCAGCCCAGCCCAGCCCCUCUACGCCUGUGGCUCCUACGGCCGGUCCCUGGGUCUCUAUGCCUGUGAUGGUGGCUCCCCUCUUGCCUUGCUGGGAGGACACCAAGGAGGUGUCACUCACCUCUGCUUCCACCCCGAUGGCAACCGCUUCUUCUCAGGAGCCCGCAAGGAUGCCGAGCUGCUGUGCUGGGACCUCCGGCAGCCUGGUCACCCACUGUGGUCCCUGAGUCGAGAGGUGACCACCAACCAGCGCAUCUACUUCGAUCUGGAUCCGACUGGGCAGUUCUUAGUGAGUGGCAGCACUAACGGGGCUGUGUCUGUGUGGGACUCCAGCGGGGCUGCACAGGAGGGGAAGCCGGAGCCCGUGCUGAGUUUUCUGCCCCAGAAGGACUGCACCAAUGGAGUGAGCCUGCACCCUAGCCUGCCUUUGCUGGCUACUGCCUCGGGUCAGCGCGUGUUUCCGGAGCCCGCGGACAGUGAGGACGACGGGGAGCAGGGCGCAGACCUUCCCCUGCUUUCCAUGCGCCACGUCCACCUUGAAUGUCAGCUUCAGCUCUGGUGGUGUGGGGGGGGCCCCGACGCCAGGGCGGCUGAUGCUCGCCAGGGCAAGAAGGGGCCGGGGGAGACGGAGGAAGGCGGGGGCGAGUUUGUAUAAAAAGGUUC